AUUUUCGAGCUAUCGAAUGCAUAACCUUUCAGAAGUGUGGCUCGUGCAACUUCAUGAGGAUCAUUUGGUGGUAACAAUUUAGUAACGAUGAUUACUUCACGAGGAUUGAACUUAUUAAAAAUUGUAUAUAGAAGUAAUCAAAGUAAAAUCGGCAUAAAUGCGGCGACGAAUCUUCGUCCCGUUAGAUUGUCUCAUGGUCAUGGAGUAUAUCGUGAUAUCCCACCAGAAGACAAGACAUGGGUAUAUGCAGCUGAAGUUAUGGGAGGAAUUAUGUGGUGGUGGAUAUUAUGGCAUUUCUGGCAUGAUUUUGGGCACAUUGUUGGAGAAUUUCCAUAUCCAGAUCCAUCCCAAUGGACAGAUGAAGAAUUAGGAAUACCUCCUGAUGAUUAUUCUGAACCUGCAGUUCGUACAUUAUAGAUAAUUCUACAACAAUGUUAUGUGAAGCAAUAGCUGCGCCAGCAGUUGAACCGUAACCUGGAAUGACAUUUACGACACCCGCUGGAAAUCCUGCCUCCUUAGCCAGCGCUGCUGCGUAAAGAGCAGUCAAAGGUGUUUGUUCCGCUGGCUUUAAGAUCAAAGUGCAUCCAGUAGCCAAUGCAGGACCCCAUUUCCAAACUAGCAUCAAGAAGGGAUAAUUCCAAGGGAUAAUUUGUCCCACAACGCCAACUGGCUCUUUUCGUGUUAAUGUAACAUUGGUGUCGCCUAGUCGAAUAAUAAAUAGAAUUACGAAUCGUUA
Pogonomyrmex barbatus (red harvester ant) is the source of this 736-nucleotide messenger RNA. RefSeq names its product NADH dehydrogenase (ubiquinone) 1 beta subcomplex, 2, 8kDa (gene Ndufb2). Gene Ontology annotation, cellular component: respiratory chain complex I; mitochondrial inner membrane. Gene Ontology annotation, biological process: mitochondrial respiratory chain complex I assembly. NCBI's taxonomy places the organism in Eukaryota, Metazoa, Arthropoda, Insecta, Hymenoptera, Formicidae. The record is from RefSeq and is a predicted model, not a curated record.